This is a messenger RNA of Emiliania huxleyi CCMP1516, 6792 nucleotides long. RefSeq lists its product as hypothetical. NCBI's taxonomy places the organism in Eukaryota, Haptophyta, Isochrysidales, Noelaerhabdaceae. The record is from RefSeq and is a predicted model, not a curated record. The coding region runs from base 1 to 6792 and encodes 2263 amino acids. The transcript has 13 exons.
AUGGCGCAGGCAAAAGCCGCUCGCACCGCCAGCGCGCAGGCCGCCGCCGCCGCCGCCGCCUCGGCAGCCGCAUCGCCCGGCAUCGCGGGCCGCGCGAGCCGCGUCGCGAGCUGCGCACGUGCAGCUGGGCCCGCCGAGGCGAUGGCGGCGGCGUGCUGUGUGGCGACUCCGACGGGUCCAAGUCGGACUGCCGCCCCAGCGCUGCCUUCGCCGCUGCUCGGCGGCGGCUGCGGCGCCUCGCCCACCGCCACGGCGGAGGCGCUGCGGCGGGAGCUCGAGGGCGAGAGGCGCAAGCUGCUCGCCGCCCUUGACGAGCAGCGCCGCUCCGCGGCGGCCGAGGUGACGGCCGCGAGCCGAAGCAUCCGCGACGCGGACGGCGACGCGGCGGCGGCGGCUCGCGCUGCCGAGGCUGCGCACACGGCGGGCUGCCUGGCGGCAGAGUCGGAGCGGCAGAGGCGGCUGGAGGCGGAGGCGUCGGCGGCCGCGCUCGGCGUGGAGCGCGACGCGGCGAUCCGAGCCGCCGCUGACGCGAGGGGCGAGGCGGCGGCGGCAGCGCAGCGUGCCCACCGGGCAGCGGCGAUGGCGGAGGCGGCGGCGGCGGCGGUGCAGGCGGAGAGGGCGGAGCGGGGCGUGGCGGUGGCGACCCUCGCGGGUGCGGUGGCGGAGGCGGAGGCGGAGGCGGAGGCGCUCGCCGCGGCGGCUGCCGCACGCGCCCGUCGGGAGCGGAGGGAGAGCGAGGCGGCAGGCGCUGCGGUGCGCGGUGUCGAGUUGAACGCGCUGCGAGCCGCGCUGUGCGAUGCCGAGGCGUGUGCUGCGGCCGCGGGCGACGCGGCGCAGCGCGAGCGGCGCAGGGCGGAGGGGGAGGCGCGGGCGGCGGCGGCGACGCGUCGGGCGGCCGCCGAGUCCGCCGCGGAGGCGGGCGAGGAGGCUGCUGCGGCGGCGCUGCAACACCAGGAGGCGGUCGAGGCGUUGAGUUUGCGGAUGGGGCGCGCCGAAGCCGCAGCCGCCGACGCGACGUCCCGUGCGGAGGCUGCCGAGGGCCGGCUCGCGGCGGCGGCGCGGCGCGGCGAGGACGCGGCGGCGGCGGCGGAGGUUGCGGCGAGCGAGGCGGCGGCGUCGUCCGACGCGCGCGCGGCCGCCGUCGCGGCGACGGCUGCCGCAGAGUCUGCGGCGGCCGUCGCCGAGGCGGCCGAGGGGGAGGCGAAUGCGCGCGCCGCGGCGAUGGAGAGGCGGGCCGAGCAGGCGGAGGCCAUCCCUGCCCUCUACGCCCUCGCUCCCCUCUCCCGAAUCACCUCCCUCCCCUCUCGCUUGCCUCUUCUCGCCUCCUCGCCCUCUGCCUCUCGGCCGCUGCCCCUCCCCUGCCCGUUGCCUCUUCGUUCGCUCUCCGGCUCUGACAUACCGCCUCCACUGCUCACCGCACUCCUCGCCAUCGGCGUGCAGGCCGGGCGCGCCGCGGCGACUGCCGACGCGGCUGCGCGCCGCGCGGAGGCGGCGGUUGCCGCUGCAGAGGAAGAGGGGCGGAGGCUGGCUGCCGAGGCGGCUCUGCUGGGGGACGAGUUUUGGGCGGCGGAGGAGGCGGCGCGGCGGGAGGCGCGGGAGGCGCGGGAGGAGGCGCAGGAGGGUGCGCGGCGGUCGGCUGCGGCGGAGGCGGCGGCGGAGGCGUUUGGGAGGGAGGCGGCGGUGCGGGCGAGGGGGGAGGUUGAGGCGGCAGAGGCGGCGCGGCGGGAGGCGGAGGCAGAGGCGGCGGCCGCAGCCCUCGAGACGGCGCACCGGCUGCUGGAGCUCGAGGCGGAUCGAGGACCACUAGCGCACCGGCGGCUGGGCGAGCUGGAGGAGGCGGCGGCGGAGCAGUCGUGGAGGCACAGGCGCGCGCUUGAGGCGGCGGCGCGACUCGCGGCGGCGCAGCGGGAGCGCGGAGCCGCUCGCACCAUCGUCACCGCCUUGCUCCGCCGGCAGCUUCGCCAGCGUGCAGAGGCGGGGGCGCGGGCGCGGGCGGAGGCGAGCGCAGCAGACGCAGCGCGGCGCGUGGCUGCGGCGGCGGCGGCGGCGGCGGCGUCGCGGGGGGCGGCCGAGCGCGCGCGGCGCGAGGCGGCGGCCGAGGCGGCCGAGGCGGUCGUCGCUGCUGCGGCGGAGCGGGAGGUUGCCCAGGCGGCGGCGGAGAGGCGGCUGCUCAUCGAGACGCAGAGGGCCGCCGCCGCUGAGGAGGCGGAGGAGGAGGCGCGGGCGGCGCUGGCGAGCGAGCGCGUCGCGUCGCACGCUGCGACGGCCGAGGCGGCGGCGCGCGUGGGUGAGCCGCAAGCGGCGCUCUCGCCGGGGAACGCGUUCGUGGACCCUUCUCGGAUUUUUCCCGGACUCUGCCCGUCAGGCGAGCUGAAGCGGCGGCUCGAGCGGAGUGAGGCGCUGCGGGGGGAGGGCGAGGCGGCGGCGGCGGCGGCGGCGUGCGCGGCGGCCGAGGCGCUGGCGCGGAGCGCGGCGGAGGAGACUGCGGUGCUGGGGGCGUUGCACGAGUCGGACGAGGCGGCGGCGGCGGCGGAGCGGGCGCGGGCAGACGCAGAGCGCGCUGCGGCUUGCGCAGAGGCGGCGGCCGAGGCGUCUCGGCGCAAGGCGGUGGCGAGGGGCGAGGAGGCGGGUGCGGCGGCGGGCGAGGCGGCCGAGGCGAGGGCGGCGGCCGAGGCGGCGGUCGCGCAGGCGGCGGCCGAGGCGGCGCUCGCCCUCCGCAUGUCUGAGGCGGCGGACGCGGCCGAGGCGCGGCUGGCGGCGGAGAAGGCUGUCAGCGGGCAGAUGCUGCUCGAGGAGAGGGAGGAGACGCGCCGCCGCCUCACUGCCGUGCUGGCUGCGCGCAGCCAGCGGUGGACGGUGCGGCGGGCGGUGCGCCGGUGGUCGGCGCUGCAGCAGGCGACCCCCCACCACACUCUCUGCCGUCGCUCUCUCGCUCGCGGCUUCGACGCGCUGGAGGCGGCGCGGCGGCACGCCACCGCGAGAUCCGCUCGGUCGGCGGCCGCGCACUCGCUCGCCCUUCGCCUCGGCACGAGGCGAGCCGCGGCCGCGAUUGCCACGUGGCGCCGGAGCGGACGCAGGAGCGAGCGCCUCAUCUCGCUCUCGUCUGCCGCGGCGAUGGCGGCGGCCACGAGGCGAGCCGCGGCCGCGAUUGCCACGUGGCGCCGGAGCGGACGCAGGAGCGAGCGCCUCAUUUCGCUCUCGUCUGCCGCGGCGAUGGCGGCGGCCACGAGGCGAGCCGCGGCCGCGAUUGCCACGUGGCGCCGGAGCGGACGCAGGAGCGAGCGCCUCAUCUCGCUCUCGUCUGCCGCGGCGAUGGCGGCGGCACGGCAGUCCUGCGGCUGCGCGCUGCGCCGCUGGCAAGGCGCGUCUCGGGCGGCGCUAGCCCUCUCCGCCGCCGCCGCGUCCCACCCGCUUGCCGGCCAGACCCCGCGCUGGGCACCGGCUGGCCGCUGCAGGCAGGCGGUGGAGGCGUGGGCGGCGUUUGCUGCGCGUCGGCGGUCGCGCUCUCGCCUGGAGCGCGUCGCUGCGCACUCGACUCUCGCUCGCCGCCUGGCGCGCAGCCUCGCCGAGUGGCGCCUCGCCGCCGCACGAGAGGGGUCCCGCACCCGCUCCGCGGCGACGGCGCACUCUGAGAUCAGUCGGCUGGCGCCGCGGCGCGCGCUCCGCGCUCUGUGCGCACACGCGGCUCGCCGAGCAGUUUGCCAGUGGGCUACUCAGCUGGCGGCGGGAUCAGCACUCGCCGCCGCGUACGCCGCAUUGCGCGUGGAGGCGCGUCGGCGCGCCGACAUGAGGCGCGCGCUCGCCGCAUCCGCCGCCGCGGUGCGAUCGCGCGCCGCGGCGUCGGCUUUUCGCCUCUGGCGGAUGCAAGCGUUCUCUGACAGAGAGUCUGGCAAGGCCGCCGCCCUCACCCGGCGCAAGAGCGGAGAGAGGGCGGUCGUCGCCGCCUUUGGCCGCUGGGCGCUCGACGCGCGUUCCGGCGCGUUCGCCAGCCGAACAGCGCGGUCGCGGGUGUUGCCGCGCGCGGCGGCGGAGCUGGAGGCGCGCGAGGCGGCCGAGGCGGACGAGGCGGACGAGGCAGGGGGGCGAGGCGGCGCCGUUAGCGGCGCCGCCGCCGCAGGUCUCGCGGUGGCGGCUGCCGCGCCACCAAGCCCGCCUCAGGGCGCUCUCGUCCGCAUGCCGCCGCAGGUCGGCUGGAGCGGCACUCCGCUCCGCUCGCCGCCGCCCACCACCGCGCCGUUGGGCGGCGUGCUGCGCGAGGCGCUCGACGAGGCCGCGACACCGCCCGUGGUGCUUGCCCCGUGCCGUGAGAGGCUGGAGACGUUGAGUGAUGCGGUGAUUGACUCGGUGGCCUCGGGCGUGGACGUGGUUCGCGCGGCGCUGGCGGAGGGCCUCGAGGUGGCCGAGCUGCGGCGCAGGCUGGAGGAGGAGAGAGCGGAGGCGGCGCGCGCGGCGGAGGAGGCGGCGGAGCAUGCCGCCGGCCUGUCGGCGCGCGCUGCCGCUUCGGAGCGUGCGAACGAGGAGGCGGAGGCGGCGUUGCGGCGGUCGAGCGCGGCGCAGCAAGACGCGGCCGAGUCGCUGCGGCGGACCGAGGCGGACUUGCGGCGGACCGAGGCGGAGUUGCGGCGGACCGAGGCGGAGUUGCGGCGGACCGAGGCGGAGUUGCGGCGGACCGAGGCGGAGGUGCAGGAGAGGGACGCGUCGCUGGGCGCGGCGGAGGCGACGGUCCGCGAGGCCGCCGCGCGUGCGUCCGCGCUUGAGGGCAGCCUCGAGGCGGCCAGGAGGGAUGCGGCGGCGCGAGCUGCGGCGGCGCAGUCGCAGGCGAGCGACGAGGCGCGGCGAGAGGCGGCGGCGAGGGCGGCGGCGAGGGCGGAGGAGGCGGCGAUGGCGGAGGCGGCCCGAGCGGUGGCGCGCGCCGAGGCGACGGCGGCGGCGGCCACAGCGGCGGCGGCGGUGGAGGCGAGGGCCGUGGCGGAGGAGCGUGCGGCGGAGCUGGUGGCGGCGGAGGCGGCGGCGGCGGCGGCGGCGGCCGAGGUGGCGGCGGCGGAGCGAUGCCGCUGCGACGUGCUGAGUGCGUCGUUGCGGCAGGCGGAGCGGGAGGGGGAGACGUUCGGCGUCGCGCUGCAGCGUGCGAGCGGCGCGUUGGUGGAGGGCAAGGCGGCGCUGUUGUCCGCCGAGGCGGCUGCAACGGCGGCUGCAACGGCGGCGGCCGAGGCGGCGGCGGCGACGGCGGCGACGGCGGCGGCGGAGAUUGGCGUGGCGGAGGCGGAGGCGGUGCGCGCGUGGGCGGCGAGGGAGGAGGCGGCUGCCGCGGCUGCAGAGUCGGCCGCUGCGGUGGCGGCGUCGGCGGAGGAGCUGGUGGUCGAGCGGCAGAGGUCGUCGGCGAGGCAGGCAGCGGCGGUCGAGGCGCAAGAAGGGCUGCGGCGGCGGGCGGCGUCGGCGGAGGGCGAGGCGGCGGGCUUACGGCAGGAGCUGCGCGCGCACCACACGGUGGCGGAGCAGCGCGAGGCGGCGGCGCAGCGGUCCGAGGCGGCGGCGGCCGAGGCUGCGGCGGCCGCGCUCGCCCUCGCGUCGCACGAGCGGCAGGCGAAGGAGCGAGAGCGGAAGGUGGCGGAGCUCGAGCGGGCGAGAGCGCAAGCCACGGAGAGGGAGAGGGCGCAGGCGGCGGAGGCGGAGCGGCUGCGUGCGCACUGCUCCACCCUCGAGGCCGCCGCCGCCACAUUACGCCGGCGCUUGCGCGACGAGGCGGCGGAGGCGGAGGCGGCGCUCGCCGCUGUCAGGGCGGAGGGCGAGGCGGCGGCGGCGGCGGCGGUGGCGGCCCCGCGGGACCCUCGCGAGGCGGUGCGCGGCGGCGGGCUGGCGGCGGUGGAGAGGGAGGCGUUCGAGCGGCGGCUGGCCGACGCGCGGGCGGAGGUGGCAGCGCUGCGGGCGGCGCGGGCGGCGUCAGUGUCGGCGUCGGCGUCGCCGGAGCGUCCAGAGCGGCCGGGCGCGGAGGCGGAGGCGGCGGAGCUGCGUCGCGCGCUGCGGCUGAGCGAGGAGCGGCGCGCGGAGGACGCGGCGGCGCUGGACGAGCAGGCGCGUGCCGUUUCGGCUGUGCGGUACGGCCUGCGGCUGCACGCGCAGCUGCAGCGGGAGCGCCGCGCGUCGGCGUCCCCCCCGCAGCCGCACGCGACUCCACCGACGUCGGCCCCCGGCCAGGCGGCGAGGGUUGCGGGACGGGCGCGGGAGGGGGAGGGCGUGCCGCCGCUCAGGCUGCACGUGCCGAUGGCGCCGCUCGACACCGCGACGCACGCGCGGACGCCCGCGCGCACCCAGCGCCGCGAAGGCGCCGCCGCGACCGCGGAGCCGGCGGCGGUCGGCGGGUCGACGGACCGCCCCUCCGCCACGCCUGCGAGGCCCGUCGCCGCGCCCUCCCCGCCCGUGUCGUGGCGCACGCCGCCACCGCCGCCAGCCACGCCGGCCGGGGGCGGCGGCGGCGGCGGCGGCGGCGGCGGCGGCGGUGCGGCGGCGGCGGGAGGAGGAGGCCGCGGCAUGUCCCCUCCGGAGAAGGAGAACCUCUUUGCCGGCGACGACAAGCCGCAGCAGACCCCUCCCUCGCCGCGCCGCCGCGCGCCGCUCAGCGCGCCGCUCGAGGCGGAGGCGCCAAACUCGCCGCAGCCGCGCGCGCCGCCGGCCGACCCGCGCGUCUCCGCCGCCGUGGCGUCCGCCACCAUGCGCGCGGUGUCGGGGCUCGCGCCGGCGCGCGGGGCGGCGGGCCGCGUGCCGACAAACACGACGCCGUUUGUGCGGGUGUGA